CUUGAAGGAUCUGAUGCCCAUCUCAAAGACGCGUGGGUGAGCCUGAUGAGAAAACUGGGCAGCCGACCACUCUACGUCCGGUUCAUCAAUCUGGACUGUGGACAGAUGCGCCGACCCGAUUAUUAUUACGACCCGCCCUGCAACUCCGACCCUAAGCCGCCAUGUAGUCUUGCGGCUCAUGAACACACUGGAGAGCCUGAAGAAUAUUGCACCCGGCCGGCUGCUGUGGCAGGUGACUCCCUCUUCGCCAUGGCCAUGUCAUGUCUGGCGAUAUCAGGAGUCUCUGUGGGAAACAUGGCUAUCCAGCACUACAUGACAGGAAGCUUCGCCUGGGAGACAAUCACGGCCUGGGAAAGCCUCGAUCUCAGCUCGCUCAAGACGUUCAACUUCAGCCCCCGAAUCCUUCUGGGUGCAGCUCCCGGCCAGAACGACAGAGCGUUCGCUCCGCUGCCAUUGCUGACUGCCGAGGAAAUCGGGCAGCGCGCCUGCGAAGCCGUCCACGCCGUGCUCGACAAGAGCCAUACCUCGUUGACAUGUCUCAGAAUCAACGCCGAACGCCCGAUGCGCUGGCCUUGUCGUCGCGUAGCCCUUGCCCUGCCUGCGCUCCGAGAUGUCCACAUCAUAAAACGCAGACGUCAACGCACCGCAUCUGAGGCGGUGGAUGGCCCAGAUGCCGCAGCUGCACCUCUUGGAGAUAGCUAAUUGCCAGGUAUUUAAAGGGCCCCCGUCUGAGUGGAUCAAGGUUCUUGAUGCCAUUCGCGAUCAUUCAAACGUGGCUGGACCCAUGCCCAAGGGACUCACGGUCAAAUUAAACCCCAUCCUAACGAGCAAACACACAGGAGCUCGCUAUAAUGGAAUAGUGCGCCACGGGACGACAUCAUCGCCACCAAAGGGUUGAAGACUGCAGGCACAUAUGAGGCUAAGGAUAGCCAUAAGGCAUUUGAGAGGCAUUUUUACAACGCAGUGCCGUUUAGAAAGAAUUAUGUCCUGAGAUAUUGGCUGGAUUGUUACAUUCAAGACACUGGGUCGGAUGAGUAUGAUGAACCCGAGGAUAAUGAUGAAGAUGAAACAGGGGAAGGUGAUGAAGAAGUACG
Messenger RNA from Ilyonectria robusta, 1094 nucleotides. RefSeq lists its product as uncharacterized. Lineage: Eukaryota; Fungi; Ascomycota; Sordariomycetes; Hypocreales; Nectriaceae. The transcript has a single exon. The coding region runs from base 46 to 702 and encodes 218 amino acids. The record is from RefSeq and is a predicted model, not a curated record.